AGCUGCGAUAAAUCAAUGGAAAUUCCAUGUGGCUUUACAACGCCAUUAUAUAUAUGCGUAGUAUGUGAAGAAAUCAAUAUAUUUACUAACAGUGGUCCAAGUCAGAAUUUAGAAAAGAUGUCGGUCAAUGAUAAGAGGGUAGAAAAUUAUCAGGCACAAAUUGCAGAGUUGGAAGCUUUGCAAGCUAUUUUUCCGGACGAAUUGACAGUUGUUGACCAUGGAAUUUUAGCUGACAUAAACAAUUUUAUACUGGAUAUACAUUCUGAUGUUCCACACCCCCUGGAGUACAUUGUUACUAUUCUGCAUCUUAAGGGUAAAUGCCAACUGUAUGUCACACUGCCCAGCGAUUACCCAAUGGCAAAGCCAGAAGUUUACGUCAGAAGCGAGUUGUUCGAUCGUAUCCAACAGUCUAAUUUUAACACCUCUUUAAUAAAUUUUUCCAAUACACAAGAAGAGGGUUUACCCUGUAUAUAUAUGUUGAUCUCGUGGGUGCAGGAAAAUAUAGAAAAAUAUUUAAAAUCAUCUAACAAUAAUGCGAGCCAAAAACCACCUGUUAAACUGAGCAAGAAAAUUAUUGAAAACUUUUGUAGAUACUGGAUAUACUCUCAUCAUAUUUAUAGUAAAAUUAAACGUCGAGAAAUUAUUGAAAUAGCGAAAGAAAAUAAUCUUUCAGGCUUUUGCUUGGCUGGGAAGCCAGGAAUAGUUUGUAUAGAGGGAGCUUCGGAAGAGUGUGAAAAUUGGUGGCAAAGAAUAAAGGCGAUGAACUGGCAAAAAAUUUUAGUGAAAUUUAAGGAAGACGAUUCUGUGGAAGACAAUAAUAUAGAUGUUCACAGAAAGUUUUCAUCCUUUCAAGAAAUAUCAUUUCCAAGCUCAGAUCGACACAAUGACAUGGGCGAACUGUAUAAAUAUCUUACUGAGCACAAUGUCCAAUAUGCAUUUAAAGAAUACUUUGGAGUUGACGGAAAACCUCCAAUAUAGUACAUUUUUUAUGUUCACCUAAUUAUUGUGCAUUUUAUACUAUGGAAGGAAAUAUAUCAUCAAUUUAUUUU
This is a messenger RNA of Diprion similis, 1049 nucleotides long. Its product is annotated as RWD domain-containing protein 2B. Gene Ontology annotation, molecular function: protein binding. The transcript is spliced from 4 exons. Bases 16 to 978 code for a protein of 320 amino acids. The record is from RefSeq and is a predicted model, not a curated record. NCBI's taxonomy places the organism in Eukaryota, Metazoa, Arthropoda, Insecta, Hymenoptera, Diprionidae.